CUGUUUUAAUUUUGCCUUACUUAUUACAGGAUCAACAAACUUCUUGCCUUUUUAAAAUCGCUGUGAAAGAGUGGCGACAAGAUGGGAGCUCGAUUAGUCCUCCGAAGACGAUUGUCGUACAAUACCAAGUCAAACCGUCGAAGAAUAUCGAAGACUCCAGGUGGUAAACUAGUAUAUUUGUACACAAAAAAACCUGGUGCAACACCCAAAUGUGGAGACUGCAAGGAUAAACUUCGUGGACUUAAAGCUUCCCGACCAAAGAAAUUAGCCAAUCUGUCCAAGACGAAAAAGACAGUAUCUCGUGCAUAUGGCGGAUCAAGAUGUGCAAAAUGUGUGCGUGAAAGAAUCAUUCGAGCUUUCUUAAUCGAGGAACAAAAAUUGGUCGUACGUGUACUCAGGGCGCAGCAAGGCAAAGGAAAAUCAGCAUAAAUUUCUGUGUAAAAUAUUUAAAAACACCAACAAA
Molecule: messenger RNA, 463 nt
Organism: Hydractinia symbiolongicarpus
Lineage: Eukaryota; Metazoa; Cnidaria; Hydrozoa; Anthoathecata; Hydractiniidae
Product: 60S ribosomal protein L34-like
Exons: 6
Coding region: 82-429 (115 amino acids)
Biological process (GO): translation
Cellular component (GO): ribosome
Molecular function (GO): structural constituent of ribosome
Source: RefSeq, a predicted model, not a curated record